Monodelphis domestica (gray short-tailed opossum) is the source of this 2343-nucleotide messenger RNA. RefSeq names its product protein kinase C and casein kinase substrate in neurons 2 (gene PACSIN2). Gene Ontology annotation, cellular component: cytoplasm; endosome; plasma membrane. NCBI's taxonomy places the organism in Eukaryota, Metazoa, Chordata, Mammalia, Didelphimorphia, Didelphidae. The record is from RefSeq and is a predicted model, not a curated record. Gene Ontology annotation, biological process: caveola assembly; actin cytoskeleton organization; plasma membrane tubulation. Gene Ontology annotation, molecular function: protein binding; phospholipid binding.
GCUGCCUCGGCGGUGUGGGGCCGGGACUGGGACUGCCCCAAGGUCAUCCGGGCAGGCGUCGGCAGGGUCAGGAUUUGAAUCCUGUUCCCUUCCCUUGGGGCCCGCAGUAGAACGAUUUAUCGGGGCCAGGGCAUGCCGGGAGGGGCUUCAGACCCGGUGCUAGGUACCAAGAGGGGAAGGAGUGAGGGAAGGCCAGGCCUGCGGGGGCGGAGCCUCUCGGGGGUCAGUUUCAUUCAGUUCCUGAAACUCCCUGCGGGGUCGGAGGAGGCGGAGAGAGUCAUUUCCGUCUGUGGGGCUUGGGUGCUCUGUGCCAGGAACGGGUGGGGAAGGGGCCGGACAGGACCCAUCCCGGUGAAGGGAAUUAAGCGCCUGCUGUAUAUGGGGUCGGCUUGGCCUAGGAGCCCCGGGGCCGGCCUAGUGGGGGUGACCCGAAGCCUGACCCCCCACCCCUACGUGGACUUCUGAGCAGAUUUGAACACGGUGCCUGUGAUUCCAAGCAUCAGCCUUUGGGGGUUCUGCCUCAACUUUUGAAGAAAUGUCUGUCACUUAUGAUGAUUCUGUUGGUGUAGAAGUCUCCAGCGAUAGCUUCUGGGAGGUUGGCAACUACAAGCGGACGGUCAAGAGGAUUGACGAUGGCCACCGACUGUGCAAUGACCUCAUGAACUGCAUCCACGAGCGGGCCCGCAUCGAGAAGGCCUACGCGCAGCAGCUCACCGAGUGGGCCAAGCGAUGGAAGCAGCUCGUGGAAAAGGGGCCGCAGUACGGGACCGUGGAGAAGGCCUGGCACGCCGUGAUGUCCGAGGCGGAGAAGGUGAGCGAGCUGCACCUCGAGGUGAAGGCCGCGCUCAUGAACGACGACUUCGAGAAGAUCAAGAAUUGGCAGAAGGAGGCCUUCCACAAGCAGAUGAUGGGAGGCUUCAAGGAGACCCGCGAGGCCGAGGAGGGCUUCAGGAAGGCCCAGAAGCCCUGGGCGAAGAAGCUCAAGGAGGUGGAGGCGUCCAAGAAGGCGCACCACGCCGCCUGCAAGGAGGAGAAGCUGGCCGUGUCCCGGGAGAGCAACAGCAAGGCCGACCCGGCCCUCAACCCGGAGCAGCUCAAGAAGCUCCAGGACAAAGUGGAGAAGUGCAAGCAGGACGUGCUGAAGACCAAGGAGAAGUACGAGAAGUCCCUGAAGGAGCUGGACCAGGGGACCCCCCAGUACAUGGAGAACAUGGAGCAGGUGUUCGAGCAGUGCCAGCAGUCUGAGGAAAAGCGGCUGCGCUUCUUCCGGGAAGUGCUCCUGGAUGUCCAGAGGCAUCUUGACCUGUCGAACAGCACCAGCUACAAGAGCAUCUACCGGGAGCUGGAGCAGAGCAUCCAGGCAGCAGACGCCAUGGAGGACCUGAGGUGGUUCCGAGCCAGCCACGGCCCUGGAAUGUCCAUGAACUGGCCCCAGUUCGAGGAGUGGUCGGCAGACCUGAACCGCACGCUGAGCCGCCGAGAGAAGAAGAAGGCUUCGGACGGCGUGACCCUGAUGGGCAUCAGCCAGACGGGCGACCAGGUCCUGGCCUGCCCCAAGCACAGCAGUACCCUCAGUGUGCAGAGUGACACCGUUCUGUCGGUGCAGUCCCCGUCCAGCUACAACCCCUUUGAGGACGAAGAGGACGCCGAGAGCACCGUCAGUGAGAAGGAAGACAACAAGCAGAAAAACGUCGGCAGCUAUGAGAAGGCGCAGAGCUACCCGACCGAGUGGUCUGACGAAGAGGCCAACAAUCCCUUCUCCUCCACGGACGCCAACGGGGACUCCAACCCCUUUGAGGAAGACCCCACCUCCGGGACCGAGGUGCGGGUUCGAGCGCUCUAUGACUACGAAGGCCAGGAACACGACGAGCUCAGUUUCAAAGCCGGUGACGAGCUGACCAAGAUCGAGGAUGAAGACGAGCAGGGCUGGUGCAAAGGUCGCUUGGACAGCGGGCAGGUCGGCUUGUACCCUGCCAAUUACGUGGAGGCGAUUCCGUGACCCGGGAGUUGGCCCGGACGGACACACAUGCACUCUAGAGAACGUCUGCGCUUCCUUUCCUGCGGAGGGUCCUGCCGCUCCGGGGGGGACGAGCGAGCAGGUCCUGGUACUGGGGGUUUGCACCGCCGCCCUCCUCAUCAUGCCGCUCGGGAGCUCUAAGUGUGAAAGGCAGCACGACCGAGACGUUCCCAGAGUCCUUUUCUCCCUGCCUAGCCUCUUAUCAUGGAUUGCAAGGACCCUCCGCCCUCCUCUCCCUGCUUCCUCCAAUGAAAUGGUGGGUUCGGCUGAUUCUUUUCCUGUCACCUGCAUCUCCAAUUAAAGGCUUACCUUCACCUUCGCCGUGA